Molecule: messenger RNA, 786 nt
Organism: Suillus bovinus
Lineage: Eukaryota; Fungi; Basidiomycota; Agaricomycetes; Boletales; Suillaceae
Exons: 1
Source: RefSeq, a predicted model, not a curated record
AUGGUGCUUCAUCAUGGUACCAAUGCCAUUCCUGAAUAUAAUAACACGCAGCUCUUCCCAGGCAUGUACCCGACUUUGUUUCCAUAUGGCAUCGGCGGAUUUGAGGAUGAGACAUGCCAGACUGCCUUGUAUUUUGACCGGCAGGCAAAACACAUGCUAAAUAUCUCUGAUCACAAGUUCAGAUACCAUGAAUCCUUCUUGUUUGUAGUACUUAACAUGUUGCAGAGGUGGCGUGCGCAUCUCCAAACCUAUUUUGCUGUCCGGAAAUCGAACUUCAAGACUGUGGCUCGCAAUUUGACUAGUGUGUCUGCUGAUGUGUUGCAACACUUAGCCAAUCGUCUUGAGCAAGAGUGUAAAAUCUCUGACCUGACCGAAGUUGAACAGAAUGCCUUCAAAUUAUUGCAUCAGGUGAACACAAUGUCUGCGCGUAUACUGGGCUCACAAGCAUCUAAAAUCUUCGUGCGCAAUGAAAUCCGCAAUUACUUUGGAUAUUUUGGCUUGCCCCACAUCUUCUUCACGUUCAACCCAAGCGCUGCACACAGUCCUAUCUUCCAGGUGAUAUAUGGCGACCGCACUAUUGACUUGUCUGAGCACUUUCCACACAUGCCUGAUGGACGCACACGUGCUAUCUGCCUUGCUCAUGACCCUGUUGCAGCCGCAGAUUUUUAUGAGUUCAGUUAUCAGUGUCUCUUUCGACAUCUGUUCAGAUGGGACUUUGACCGUCAGGAGAGUGUAGCUGAAGGUGGGAUAUUGGGUCGUGUGCGUGCAUUCUAUGGUACUUCUGAG